Molecule: messenger RNA, 1491 nt
Organism: Lindgomyces ingoldianus
Lineage: Eukaryota; Fungi; Ascomycota; Dothideomycetes; Pleosporales; Lindgomycetaceae
Product: 26S proteasome subunit P45
Exons: 2
Coding region: 177-1346 (389 amino acids)
Biological process (GO): proteasome-mediated ubiquitin-dependent protein catabolic process
Cellular component (GO): proteasome regulatory particle, base subcomplex
Molecular function (GO): ATP binding; proteasome-activating activity; ATP hydrolysis activity
Source: RefSeq, a predicted model, not a curated record
UGACCGCCUACGACAACACCAAUCCCCUCUCCUCGCCCACUUCUUCGUCGCAACACGGUCUCGUGCCAUCAUCGGCACUUUUACACUCUAUCCCGCAGUCUCUAAACAGAUACCUGGGAGCUGAACGCUCUGCAAACACUGCCCGUUCCUGUUUCGUCGCCCGCGCCGCCACAACCAUGGCGCUCGAUACCUUUUUCCACAACAAGAUCGAGAGUAUGAAGCUCGAGAUUAUACAAGGGCAAGCGGUUCUCCGGAGACUGGAGGCUCAGCGGAAUGACUACAACUCGCGGGUGCGGUUACUGCGAGAGGAGCUCGGUCUUCUACAGCAGCCCGGGUCCUAUGUCGGCGAGGUCGUGAAGGUCAUGGGCACGAAGAAAGUGCUUGUCAAGGUACAUCCAGAGGGCAAAUAUGUCGUUGACAUCUCCGACAAUGUGGACAUCAGCAAACUCACUGUCGGCAAGCGCGUCACCCUCCUCAGCGACUCAUACAAGCUCGAAAAAAUGCUGCCAUCAUCUGUCGAUCCCCUCGUCUCGCUAAUGAUGGUAGAGAAAGUUCCCGACAGCACUUACGACAUGAUUGGUGGCCUGGAUCAACAAAUCAAAGAGAUCAAGGAGGUCAUCGAGCUUGGUCUGCAGCAUCCCGAACUCUUCGAAUCCCUCGGUAUCGCGCAACCAAAAGGUGUCUUGCUCUACGGCCCGCCAGGGACAGGAAAGACACUACUCGCUCGUGCUGUAGCCCAUCACGCCGACUGUAAAUUCAUUCGAGUCUCCGGAAGCGAGUUGGUACAGAAGUACAUUGGUGAGGGCAGCCGCAUGGUUCGAGAACUGUUCGUCAUGGCCCGAGAACACGCUCCAAGUAUCAUCUUCAUGGACGAGAUCGACAGCAUUGGGUCGAGUCGAGUCGAAGGAAGCUCCGGCGGUGACUCGGAGGUGCAGAGAACUAUGUUGGAGCUGCUGAACCAGCUGGAUGGCUUUGAGCCGACGAAGAACAUCAAGAUCAUCAUGGCCACCAACCGCCUGGAUAUCCUAGAUCCUGCGCUGCUUCGACCUGGCCGCAUUGACCGAAAGAUCGAGUUUCCCCCUCCAACCGUCGAGGCACGGGCGGACAUUCUGCGUAUUCACUCGAGGAGUAUGAAUUUGACCCGUGGAAUCAACCUCACCAAGAUUGCGGAGAAGAUGAAUGGCUGCUCUGGCGCUGAAUUAAAGGGUGUCUGUACCGAGGCAGGCAUGUAUGCUUUGAGAGAGAGGAGAGUGCAUGUCACACAGGAGGACUUCGAUCUUGCGACCGCGAAGGUACUCAACAAGCACGAUGACAAGGCGACAAGUUUGAGCAAGCUGUGGAAGUAAGGGACAGCUUCUUGGAUUCAAGGUUUCAGUGCUGCGCUUCUGCCGGCUUUGGAUGGUCGAAUGCUGCAGCACACUCAUGUACUAUCAAGCAUAGCGGAUAUAGACAUCAUUGGGCAGUCCGAUUCUAAUCUGAUCCAAAUCUGAU